This is a messenger RNA of Acanthosepion pharaonis, 4449 nucleotides long. The record is from the annotation of a GenBank genome assembly. NCBI's taxonomy places the organism in Eukaryota, Metazoa, Mollusca, Cephalopoda, Sepiida, Sepiidae.
AUGGAAAAAGAAAAACCUACUGGAUCUAAAUUGAUAUUGUCGUCCGUUCUAGAGCCAAAGGAUGAGCUUGAAGAGAAAUGUGAACGGUUCCAUGGCAUUUUAAUCAACAUUACAGCUAACCUCAGUGAAAGGGAAUGCAAUGAUGUGCUCAAUGCUCAUGUGGGUAAAGGACCAAAUUAUCAUGAAGAAAUUCAGCUGGGGCAGCUUUAUUCAAUACUUACAGAUCCUAAAACAGCCAGUAAGAUGUACCGUGAUAUGACAUUGGUCAGUCGAGAUGGUAUGGCAUUGGUACAGAAUUUUCUGGCUAAGAUUAUUCAUGAUAAAUGGCUUAAAAUCAUAGAAACUGCCAGAAUUCAGAUUUUAUGGUUAAUGAAAGAAUUUGUCAAAAAUAACGUUGCUGGUACAGAUGGCACAUGUUUUGCAUUAAUUCGACAAAUUGCUGGUGGAGAUAUUAAUCCUAAGAAUGUGUGGCUUGCAGAACAAAUGCUGGAUUUGUUCUCAGAAAAUAGGAUUUGGUUGGAAAGAUUCCCAACAUUGAUGGCAGCUGGAGUGUACACUUAUUUACGAAUCAUCAUUGAUCAUGGUAGUCCUGCCUUUACUAACCUCAGGAAUCGUGAGGUGGAAUUCUGUGUCAGUCUCCUCCGUGAUAAGUUUUUAGACUGUGUUAAUAUAAUUGGCCGUGAUUUAGCAAGGGUAUUGCAGAAUGUGGCUCGAAUACCAGAUUUUGAGAAAUUGUGGCGAGACAUCAUAUAUAAUCCAAUAUCAUUAAAUCCAAAUUUUACAGGUAUUGUUCAGCUUUUACAAGCAAGAUCCUCAAGGCGACUGUUAAUGAGUCGUCUUACACCUGACAUGGAGAAUAAACUCAUGUUCUUAACUACUAAAGUGAAGUUUGGAACUCAAAAACGAUAUCAAGAUUGGUUCCAAAGGCAGUAUCUCUCAACUCCUGAAAGCCAGUCUCUGCGUUGUGAUCUUAUUCGCUACAUUUGUGCAGUUUUUCAUCCAACCAAUGAACUACUCUGUUCUGAAAUCAUUCCAAGGUGGGCUGUAAUUGGUUGGUUGCUGACUACAUGCACUUCCAAUGUAGCAGCUUCAAAUGCAAAACUGAGUUUAUUUUACGAUUGGUUAUUAUUUGAUCCAGAAAAAGACAGCAUCAUGAAUAUUGAGCCUGCUAUCUUAGUAAUGUACCAUUCCAUGCGGCCACAUCCAGCCAUCACUGCUACACUCUUAGAUUUCAUGUGCAGGAUUAUGCCAAAUUUUUGUCCAUUCCUGUCAACCCAGGUACGGCAGGGAAUAUACACAUCCCUUCGAUGCAUACUUGAGAAACGAGUACUUCAGUCCUUGUCUCCUGUCUUUGAUAAUCCCAAAUUAGAUAAAGAAUUACGGGCUUUGAUCAGGGAAAGUUUCACUGAAUUUUGUUCACCUGAUAUUGUCAAAGAGGAAGUUUCUGUUAAUAAAGACCUUCCAGCAGAUGUGGGUGAAGCUGGUAAUCAUGUUGGGGAGAGCAGCAGUUUGUCUGAUGGCGUCUUCAGUGAUGAAGAAGAUGACAUCCCAUUAGGAAAAUUAGUUGGUGAACCCAAGGUAAAGCGAUUGAAAAAUAAUUCUCGAUUACAGCAAAUUGACAUCACUGAGCACAUACAACAGCUCCCUAAAGAGCUUCGGGAUUUAACACUUGAUUUACAAAAUGAAAGUGACCAAGAAGUACAAUGUGAACUUAUGGAUAAAAUUGUUCAGUACAUUCUCAGAGAUGAGGAUUUCGAUCAAGACAUGGCUGCAACAUUAGCCACAUGCUUAUGUCAGAUCCUGAGUAAUUUGUGCAUAAACAAUUUAUUCCCUCAAGAAGUUGAUGAAGAGGACUGUUGCAAAUCAAGAGAUCCUGGAAAUUUUUCACUACUUCACAUGGAAAGGAAGGAUAUGGUAGGAUUGGUGAGGUCAGAAGGAAGAACAAUUGAAGAUUCUAUAGGGACACCUCUUUUUGUGAUAUUUAGAAACUUCUGCUCAACUGCUGAAGAAGAUCCUAUUAGGCAACCAUUAUUAUUCUUAAUGGAUGAGAUGUACCAAAAACAGCCACAUAUUGGCUACCAUAUGCUGUACUUUCUUAAAGUCAGCAAGGUGAACGAUGACAAGAUGUCCAGUUACAGAGAUUUUUGCAAAAGUUUGGAUGGUAAAGAUUUGGAAACUUGUCUGAUGAAUGAUCUGAGAUUAUGUCAAGAAGAUGAUGUCCGACUCUUUACAUAUUUGUUACCGGAUGUUUACACACAUUUUCCAAACAUAGCAGUUGGAAAUAUAGAACUACUACAUUUGAUUGUAUCUUCAAUUGAUGGUACACAAUUGCAGGAUCUAAUAUGUCAGAUUCUUCAGGGACAUUUAGUCAUGUUCCGAAAAGAUUCUUUCCUUUCAGUCCUCAAUGCCAGUUUAGAAUGGGAAACAUUAGAACAGUAUUUUCUAUGGCAGCUGAUCACCUCUCACAGCAUUCCUGUUGAUUACAUUAUGCCAAUUCUGCCCAAAUUAGAGUUUUCUACCCAUUCUGAAGCAAUGACAUCUGUCAUGGUACUGCUGAAACAAGAAUGUCCAACUGCAGAUUUGUUACGGCCUCUUAUGUGUCGGGAGUACAAAAAACAAGAUAUGUUUACAGUAUCUGUUUUGAAAUUUUGGGCACAAGAGUACGAGGACCGUUUAGCAGAACUUAUUUACAACCAACUUGCAAAAGCCAAUAAUACGCCCAAGAAACGACAAAGAAAUAAUUCUGCUAAACGUGACAAUAGUCCCACACCUGACCAGGUGCUGUCUCAUCUGGAUCAUAUGAGAAUGGUUUGCCGAAAUGUAUCUUUUUUGAACCAUGAAAGUAUACAACAUGCAUUACAGCAGGUGCAGAUGUCUGCCUCUGAAGUGCAGAAAACAAAAUACAGUGAUCUCUUGGCUCUGGCUGAAGAUUUUGAUGACAUGAAGAACACAAGAGUUCUUCGGGGUCGAAGAACACGUGACACAUCGUCAUCAGUGAAAGCAAGUAAACCUAAGAAAGAAGAGACAGAAAGUGAUGCUAGCAGCAGUGAGGAGGAAGAUAUCAAGCCGAAGCCAAAGAAGAGGAAAAAAGGUGUCAUUGCUGUGGAAGAUGAUAAAAUACUGUUUCACUUUGUGUUUUUUAUCUCUCUCACAUUUUUCUCUCUCUCUCUCACAUUUUUUCUCUCUCUCUCUCUCACAUUUUUUCUCUCUCUCUCUCACAUUUUUUCUCUCUCUCUCUCACAUUUUUUCUCUCUCUCUCUCUUUUUUUUUCUCUCUCUCUCUCUCACAUUUUUUCUCUCUCUCUCUCACAUUUUUUCUCUCUCUCUCAUUUUUUCUCUCUCUCACAUUUUUUCUCUCUCUCUCACAUUUUUUCUCUCUCUCUCACAUUUUUUUCUCUCUCUCUCACAUUUUUUCUCUCUCUCUCACAUUUCUUUCUCUCUCUCUCACAUUUUUCUCUCUCUCUCUCACAUUUUUUUCUCUCUCUCUCACAUUUUUUUCUCUCUCUCUCACUUUUUCUCUCUCUCUCACAUUUUUUUCUCUCUCUCUCACAUUUUUUUUCUCUCUCUCUCAUUUUUUCUCUCUCUCCACAUUUUCUCUCUCUCUCAUUUUUCUCUCUCUCUCACAUUUUUUUCUCUCUCUCUCGCACAUUUCUCUCUCUCUCGCACAUUUCUCUCUCUCUCUCUCACAUUUCUCUCUCUCUCUCUCACAUUUUUUUCUCUCUCUCACAUUUUUUUUUCUCUCUCUCUUUUUUUCUCUCUCUCAUUUUUUUUUCUCUCUCUCACAUUUUUUUUUCUCUCUCUCAUUUUUUUUUCUCUCUCUCUCACAUUUUUUUUCUCUCUCUCUCUCACAUUUUUUUUUCUCUCUCUCUCACAUUUUUUUUCUCUCUCUCUCUCACAUUUUUUUUCUCUCUCUCUCUCUCAUUUUUUUCUCUCUCUCUCUCUCACAUUUUUUUCUCUCUCACAUUUUUUUCUCUCUCACAUUUUUUUUCUCUCUCACAUUUUUUUCUCUCUCUCACAUUUUUUUCUCUCUCUCACAUUUUUUUCUCUCUCACAUUUUUUUCUCUCACACAUUUUUUCUCUCUCACACAUUUUUUCUCUCUCACACAUUUUUUCUCUCAUUUCUCUCUCUCUCACAUUUUUCUCUCAUUUCUCUCUCUCUCACAUUUUUCUCUCAUUUCUCUCUCUCUCACAUUUUUCUCUCAUUUCUCUCUCUCUCACAUUUUUCUCUCAUUUCUCUCUCUCUCACAUUUUUCUCUCAUUUCUCUCUCUCUCACAUUUUUCUCUCAUUUCUCUCUCUCUCAUUUCUCUUUUUUUUCAUACUGAUAUCAUACACUCAUCGAGACAGAACACUUCUUUUUUUAUUAUUUGCAUAAGGAUAAAAGCGAAACAACUUGAAGAAAAGAAUAUUAAAGAAUAUCUCAUUGAAAAAACAAACAAACAGAAUGAAUAA